AAAUCCCCUGAAUCGGAAAACCGUUUUUCUGACAAAGCCCCCGUCAAUUUCGAUCCGAUUGUUUGGGUAGGAGGCGGCGCUGAAGAAGGAAAACGGAACGGGGUUGAGAAAUGAAACCCGAAAUUAAACCUGGCCUUUGGGAAAAAGUCAAAAUCGAGGUCACCCAAUUCCAGACGAGGGGACGCUGCCCAAGUGAAUUGCGUACAAACAGUCAGGACGGAGCCUCAGUGUAAAUGGAGAAGAGCUACGGGAGUUAAGAAGGGAAAAGGUGGGCAUGAAAUACGCUCGGAUGUGAGUGGAGAGACAGAUGUGCGGAAUGCAGAAAAGUCAUAUUGUGGUGCAUUACGAGGACACCCUUGUAAAAUGAAUACAUAUAAUGGGUCAGAAGGGGUUGAGUCUAUGAAGCUAAGGGUUGGUGAGGUGAAAUUAAUAAUUGGGAGGGUGACACAAACAACUGCUUGUUUGGAGCGUGAGUUGGAGAGAAUGGGUGAAAAAGUGCGGCAUAUCGAACAAUCUAUGUCUGAAAUUGUUAGUGAUGCAGCCAUCGAAGAUAUUGUUAAUGAGGUUGUGGAGGCUGUAAGUGCUAGAGAAAGGGGGAAGAAGAUAUACAUGCAAAAGGGAAUGGGAAUUCCCCGAACAACGGGCGUAACUCGGUUUAGGAAGGCCAAUAUAGAAGCACACAAAGUAAAGGAGCAUGUUAAACGUUUGGUUGAUGAUAUGGAGGUGAAGCGGCUGAAGAGUAAAGGCCGAAAACAGAUGCAUCAGAGCACGAAACGAAAUUUUUGUGCAUUUGCAAAUGAAGGUGUGAUGUCAGGGAAGAAUGCUGAUCUUUUGAGGUUCCUAUUUCGUAAAAACUUUGUAGGUGAAGAGAAGUGGAGCACAGAAGUUGCCCGGUAUGGUGAAUUUGCCGUCACUAGGAUGGAAUUUCAGUGUUUAUCACCAGCAACUUCAUUAUCUUGUAAGGUUAUAAAUAUUUGUGCGGCAUACUUGGAUGAGGCAGACGGCGAUUGUUGGUUUCUUCCCACAUAUUUCGGGGACCGGGCGAGAUGCAAUGAAGAGCAGUCUUGCUUUGCAAAUUGGGUUGCAAGUACGGUUGACAUGUGCGGGUUAUGGAGGUUUCAUCGUCGUCUUCGUUUUUGCUCGAAGAUAUUCAUCCCACUGCAUGACCGUGCGGAUGAUCAUUGGUUCUUACUGGUAAUGAACCUGCUUGAAAAGAAAGCAUUAUUGUGGGAUAGCUAUCCCGAUCCAACCUCGGUGGCUAGGAGAAUGUGUCAUGCACGAGAAGUGGUAAUAUCAUUUCAAUGUAACAGGAUGUUUGAUGUUAGGCAAUCACAAUGGAAUUUAUGUCGUUUAUUAACUGUGGUGUAAGGUGUUUUCAUGCCAAAUGACAAUGUUUGGCGAUGUUUAUUACCACUUUCCAUCCUUCUCAGUGAACUUGGCCGAAGGCCAGCCGACAAAUCCCCAAACAUUUGAUAGCGGAAUAUUCGUCAUUAGGCACAUGCAGCACUAUGUUGACCCAUGGUCAAUAGGGGUUAGUCACUCAUGCAAGAGUCACUGGUAAAUGCAUUGAAAUGAGUUUUCAGAUAUAUGAUAGUUGUGUUCAUGUCAUGACAGUUCAUCUCUGAGGAACACAGGAAUCAGGUUGCUUUAGAAAUAGUAAAGUCUCCCCGGAAUGAACAUCGUCAUGUUGUCAUGGUUGCUGCAGUCGGUACAUCAGUUCGAACCACGACUGUCGGUGGGGAAAAUGCAUUUUGUCCACCAACGGGAAGCAAAUGCCGUAGUCAUCGAAAGCGGAGAGAU
Rosa chinensis is the source of this 1800-nucleotide messenger RNA. RefSeq lists its product as uncharacterized. Gene Ontology annotation, biological process: proteolysis. NCBI's taxonomy places the organism in Eukaryota, Viridiplantae, Streptophyta, Magnoliopsida, Rosales, Rosaceae. The transcript has 9 exons. The coding region runs from base 364 to 1368 and encodes 334 amino acids. Gene Ontology annotation, molecular function: cysteine-type peptidase activity. The record is from RefSeq and is a predicted model, not a curated record.